CAUGUAGGGCAAACUUUUUGCGAGAGGAAUAAAACCACCGCCCGUGUUGUGGAAAAUUCUCUUCUCUCCUAUUACUGCAAAGAUUUGAAAUAUUCACAAUGGAAAACGAAGAUAUGGCAUUGAAAGAUGCAAAAAGACGAGAACGUCAAUCAGGUCCAAGCAGCACUUUGCAUGAUGCAGAAGCCUUGGAAAAUGGAGACACCAACAUUGGCGUAUGUGGCUGGUUGUUGGUGCUGUUGUCUCUUCUACUCAUGAUAGUCACACUGCCUAUCUCCAUUUGGAUGUGCAUCAAGAUUGUGAAGGAGUAUGAGAGAGCCAUUAUUUUCCGCCUGGGACGCCUUGUGCGAGGAGGAGCCAAAGGACCAGGUUUGUUCUUCAUCUUGCCGUGCACCGACAGCUUCAUCAACGUGGACAUGCGCACCAUCACCUUUGACAUCCCACCACAAGAGGUUUUGACCAAAGACUCCGUGACAGUGAGUGUGGAUGGCGUGGUGUACUACCGGGUUCAGAAUGCCACUCUGGCCGUGGCCAACAUCACCAACGCUGAUGCCGCAACACGCCUGCUGGCCCAGACCACGCUGAGAAAUGUUCUCGGGACCAAGAACCUGGCUGAGAUCCUUUCGGACCGUGAAGAAAUUGCACACAGCAUGCAGUCCACCCUUGAUGACGCCACUGAUGACUGGGGAAUCAAGGUGGAGCGAGUGGAGAUCAAAGAUGUGAAGCUACCUCUGCAGCUCCAGAGAGCCAUGGCGGCCGAGGCUGAAGCCACCCGGGAGGCCAGAGCCAAGGUUAUCGCCGCCGAGGGCGAGAUGAACGCCUCGAGGGCAUUGAAGGAGGCAUCCCUGGUGAUUGCCGAAUCUCCGUCCGCGCUGCAGCUGCGCUACCUGCAGACCCUCAACACCAUCGCCGCCGAGAAAAACUCGACUAUCAUCUUCCCUCUGCCUCUGGAGAUGAUGCAGGGCUUUACCAAACGUUAAGCAUCCAUCCAAUCCGGCCCCAAACGUGCACGCAACAAGCAUUCGCAUCAAAAACAUUUCAAAGUGACGUUGCAUACAUUCACAUACUUCUUAUGUAAUGCCUGAUGCUGCAGUUUUGCGCCAGUCACUGCCUCCGUGCAUUUUAUUGUAGUUGUUUCGAGGUUUUAACUCGCUACUGUUUUUAUCAUUGAAUGUUUUGUUUUUUUGUUUUUUGUUUUUGCUAACGUGUUUCCACAUCUUCUAACCGUGUUUGUAGGCUCUCCGUCCAUCCAUUUUCUAAUUCGCUAUUCCUCACAAGGGUCAGGGGCGCGCUGGAGCCUAUUCCAGCUGUCUUCAAGCAGUUGGCGGGGGACACCCGAAACCGGUUGCCAGCCAAUCGCUGGGCACACAUGGACAAAUUACCAUUUUCACUUACAAUCAUACCUAUCAAAAAUUUGGAGUGUGCCAUUACAUUAACCUGCCAUGCAUGUUUUUGUAAUGUGGGAGGAAACCGUAAUACCCGAAGAAAACCCACACAGGCACUGUGAGGCCAAAGUGCGAACCAGCCGGCCACCGUGGCAUGGAGGCUCCUGUCCGGUGGGCUAUUGAAAUGUCAAAUUUCUUGUAAUGAAUGAUGCCUCACAGAUGAAAGCUAACAGUCGAUGGGAAAAUCAUAAGGCUUUCCAAAUGAACUCCAGUUACAUGGACACGCUUGCCGUCGCGUCGCUUUAGUAGUUGAGAGUAAAAAUUAAUGCCCUACGCUUUUUACACCACAGUGCCACCUUCUGGAACUCCCUCAGCCUUAAAUCCUCAAGUCUUUCUCACGAAUAAAUGAUCGAGCCACGUCUUUAGUACGUUGUACAGCUUUAGAGCCAUACCAUGCGUUCACGUAGCAGCGAUGUAACACGUAGAGGAGUUCAUGCGAACCUGCAUGAGGAAUCCUUAAGUAUAGAGAAUUUGAAGAGUGCCAUACAAUUAACAGUAUUGUUUCACAAGAUAUAUUUGUCAAUAAUUUAGUUACAGAUUACAAGUUCAACCUAGAGGUAACACUCAUGUUUUAAUCAAUAUUGAACACUGUAUUUGCUGCUUAUUUGGCUGGAUUCUCAUAUAGCUAAUGUCAUUUUAAGAUUUUUUUAUUUUAAUUUUUUGGAUGGGGGCGAGGGGCUCCCCUGCAACAUAGACAAGCCAUACAUGUGUCGUAGAUUAUUGCUUCAUGGGAGCUAAUGCUCCCUAAGAAUGCUCCUCUGCAAUGUAAAAAGCCUUAAUUUACUGCCAUGGAUUUGGGCUCUUUUUCUAUGCAGUUUUAAAUGUAGCAUCAGAGUUUUUAAUUUGCUUCUUAUUCAGUCAGUCAAUUCCUCUCUUAAAAGGUUAAGAGUGUUUGUAUUGGGCUGUCUUUAAAGUUGAAUUGUCGUGUUUGAACUGUGAUGUGACCAGUAGUUGUUACAAUAUGGAGAAAAUUUCUAACUCAAGAGCUUUACUAAAUCAUUCAGGUGUGUGCGCAUGUGCUUUACAAUGCAAUUGUAUUCACGUUUAGCUUUGAGAAGUUGUAUUACUCUAUGCUAUGUGUUUUUGUGUGUGUGUGUGUGUGUGUGUUUAAAUUUUAUAUAUAUAUAUAUAUAUAUAUAUAUAUAUAUAUAUAUAGGUAUACAGUAUAUUGUUUAAAUACACACAGACGUGUUGCUACAGUACCCAUUAUAUUAUCACACUGGAACUGUUGGGUUGAUGUUACAUUUUUGGCGUUGUAGUACAGUUGCAUCUGGUGUGUUUUGCCCAUUUGCAACAGCAUUCGUCCGAAUGAAACGCUAGUGAUGAAAAUUGGAGGAAAUUGUUAUAAAUUGCUAUUGUCUUGAUUUUUGUUCGUGGUAAAUGAUGUAAAUGUUAAUUUACAUUAUUUGAAACCUACUGGGCAUCGAAUUUAUUUUUUGCUGUUUUGUACAAUAUUUAGGAUUGAAGACUGUUCUGAUCCCAAAGCUGGAAAUUAAAUUUCAAGUCCAUUUUUGUUAUGAUUUUUAUCUCACAUUAUUAAAAAUGCUAUUAAAUCUUCAA
Hippocampus zosterae (dwarf seahorse) is the source of this 3002-nucleotide messenger RNA. RefSeq names its product stomatin (gene stom). The record is from RefSeq and is a predicted model, not a curated record. Gene Ontology annotation, cellular component: plasma membrane. NCBI's taxonomy places the organism in Eukaryota, Metazoa, Chordata, Actinopteri, Syngnathiformes, Syngnathidae. The transcript has 8 exons. Bases 99 to 977 code for a protein of 292 amino acids.